Messenger RNA from Cicer arietinum (chickpea), 4084 nucleotides. RefSeq names its product LRR receptor-like serine/threonine-protein kinase RPK2. The record is from RefSeq and is a predicted model, not a curated record. NCBI's taxonomy places the organism in Eukaryota, Viridiplantae, Streptophyta, Magnoliopsida, Fabales, Fabaceae. Gene Ontology annotation, biological process: protein phosphorylation. Gene Ontology annotation, molecular function: ATP binding; protein binding; protein kinase activity.
AGAGAGUGUUACGGUUUUGGCUCCAAAUGAGAGUUAUUUUAUUACUGUCUUUUUCAACGUAAUUCAGUUCACUCACACUCAAACUCGCCGGAGCUUCAGUUUCCGGCAAUCUCCACCGGCAAUGGUUAAGCAACAAAGCUUUAAUCUUUGAAAAAUAAAUAAUCUCAUUUUCCAUUUCCAUUCUUUCUCUCUCUUUCAAACAUGGCUCUCGUUUUUCCUCUUCUUUUAUCUCUUCUCUUUCACCCCUUUCUUCUCUUCUUCACAACCUAUCACGCAAAUGCCUUCAAUUCUUCGAUUCAUAACGACGCAUUGCCCCUUCUCACCUUCAAACACUUCGUCUCUUCCGACCCUUCAAAUCUCCUCGCCGGUUGGACUCGGAGUUCCUCUUCCUCUCUCUGCCGCUGGCACGGCGUCACUUGCGGCGGUGGAGACGGCAGAGUAACAAUCCUUCGCGUCACCGGUCUUCGAGGUGGUGAAUUGGCUUCUUCAAUCGGAGACAUUUCGGAGCUUCGCGUUUUGUCUAUUCCCGGAAACAUGUUCUCCGGCGAGAUUCCGACGAGUUUAGUGAACCUCCGGGAACUCGAGGUUCUUGAGCUUCAAGGUAACAACUUUUCAGGGAGAUUACACUUUCAGAUGAGUUAUCUUGAAUCACUUAUCAUUGUUAAUCUCUCUGGUAAUGCUUUUUCUGGUUCUAUUCCUAAUGGGAUGGUUUUUUCUAGAAAUGUGAAAAUUGUUGAUUUGUCUAAUAAUCAAUUUUCUGGUUCAAUUCCUUUGAAUGAAAAUGGUUUUAUUAGUAGUUGUGAUUCUUUGAAGCAUUUGAAGCUUUCUCAUAACUUUUUGAGUGGUGAGAUUCCACCCCAAAUUGGGAAAUGUAGAAACUUGAGAACCCUUUUGGUUGAUGGAAACAUUUUGGAAGGUAGAAUCCCUCGUGAGAUUGGUUAUGCUGUUGAACUUAGAGUUCUAGAUGUUUCUAGAAACAGUCUCACUGGAAGGAUCCCUAGGGAGUUAGUUAAUUGUUUGAAUUUGUCUGUGCUUGUGCUUACUGAUUUGCUCGAUGAUCGCAAUGGCGGUAAUGAUGAGGGAAGUUUGGAGGAUAGUUUUAGAGGUGAAUUCAAUGCUUUUGUUGGGAAUAUUCCUCAUGAAGUUUUGUUGCUUUCGAGUUUGCGGGUUUUGUGGGCGCCUAGAGCGAAUCUUGGUGGACGGUUACCUGCUGGAUGGACAGAUUCAUGCUCUCUAAGAGUACUCAAUUUGGCAGAGAAUUAUGUUGCUGGUGUUGUGCCUGGGAGUUUAGGGAUGUGUAAGAAUUUAACUUUCUUGGAUUUGAGUUCUAACAAUUUGGUUGGACAUCUUCCUCUGCAGAAGCUUAGGGUUCCUUGUAUGACGUAUUUCAAUGUAAGCAAGAAUAAUUUAUUGGGCACACUUCCGGGAUUUAGGAAAGAAAGGUGUAAAGUGGGUGGCAUUAUUGCGCUAGAACCUGCAUUUCUAGAAUUGGAAGGUUUGAAUGAUGCAUACUUUAACAUUCCUGUUUUGAGAUUUCAAGAGAAUGCUUUCAUUGGAUCGUCAGGUUUCGAAGAGAUUACUGUCGUUACCCACGAUUUCAGCUGGAACGGUUUUGUGGGACCUUUACCUUUGUUCUUUCUCGGAGAUGCUCAUUUAACUGCAAAUCGGAAAGUCUCCUAUAUGCUGUCUUUGAAUAAUAAUAAAUUCAAUGGAACUCUACCGGACCAACUAGUUUCAAACUGUAAUGACCUCAAGACAUUGUCGGUUAACCUGAGUGUGAACAAACUAUCCGGUGAGGUUUCCCAAUCUUUGUUUCUCGACUGCCUGCAGUUGAAGGAUUUUGAAGCAGCGUACAAUCAAAUUGAUGGAUCAAUUGGACCUGGUAUAGGUGAGUCGUUGUUGCUUCAGCGUCUGGAUUUGCGCGGGAACAAACUAUCUGGAGUACUUCCAAAUGAGUUAGGAAAUCUGAAAAACAUGAAAUGGAUGCUUUUAGGAGGAAACAAUCUUACAGGUGAAAUUCCUUACCAACUUGGUAGAUUAACUUCACUUCUUGUUUUAAAUGUAUCACACAAUGUUCUAAUUGGAACAAUUCCACCAACUUUGUCAAAUGCCACGAGUCUUGAAAUUCUGUUGCUAGAUCACAACAACCUUUCAGGGGAAAUACCUUUAUCCGUUUCUGCUCUUUCGAAUCUUGUUCAACUAGAUGUGUCUUUCAACAAUCUUUCGGGUCAUAUUCCACACUUUCAACACACUAGUGAUUGUGAUUCCUAUAAAGGGAAUAAACACCUGCACUCUUGCCCCGACUCGUACUUCGACUCGCCCACUUCUCGCGCAACAGCUCCUCUUGUGGACAAGAAUUCACACAGUCAUAGAGGGAGGAAAUUAAGGACUGUGGUUAUUGCCUUGGCUGCUUCUGCUUUUGCGGUUCUCUGCACACUUUUGGGAAUAGUGUUGGUGAUUUGUUUUAGAAGGAGUAAAUUUAGUCGGAUUAGCAGUAUACGAAGGCGAGAAGUUGUGACAUUUCAAAUUGUCCCAACAGAAUUGAGUUAUGAGAGUGUAGUCACGGCCACCGGAAAUUUCAGCAUCCGGUAUCUUAUCGGCACGGGAGGCUUUGGUUCAACUUACAAGGCAGAUCUAUCACCAGGUUUUCUUGUUGCCAUAAAGAGACUGUCCAUAGGUAAAUUUCAAGGCAUGCAACAGUUUGAAACAGAAAUAAGGACGCUCGGGAGAAUUCGACACAAGAAUCUUGUGACUCUAAUCGGCUAUUACGUAGGAAAGGCCGAAAUGUUCUUGAUUUACAACUACCUAUCUGGUGGAAACCUUGAAGCUUUCAUACAUGACAGGUCAGGGAAAAAUGUGCAAUGGCCGGUUAUUUACAAAAUAGCGAAAGACAUAGCGGAGGCUCUUGCUUACCUUCAUUACGCUUGUGUUCCUCGCAUAGUUCACCGAGAUAUCAAGCCUAGCAACAUUUUACUCGAUGAAAAUCUUAAUGCCUAUCUGUCUGAUUUUGGCUUGGCACGACUGCUUGAGGUAUCUGAGACUCAUGCUACUACUGAUGUGGCAGGCACAUUUGGUUAUGUUGCGCCCGAAUAUGCCACUACUUGUAGGGUUUCUGACAAAGCUGAUGUUUAUAGCUACGGCGUAGUGUUAUUAGAAUUGAUAUCCGGAAGAAGGUCGCUUGAUCCGUCGUUUUCUAAUUAUGGAAAUGGAUUCAAUAUAGUACCAUGGGCGGAGCUGCUAAUGACUGAAGGUCGUUGUUCGGAGCUAUUUUCGUCUGCUUUGUGGGAAUCAGGGCCUAAGGAAAAGUUGCUGGGGCUUUUAAAGAUUGCAUUAACAUGCACAGAAGAGACUCUUUCUAUUCGACCGUCGAUGAAGCAUGUUCUUGAGAAAUUGAAACAGUUGAAAAGUUGAAAACUUUUGGCUAAUCGCACCGAACAGCUAUGAAAUACUAUACUGCUUUUGGUUGCUUGAAAAAAUUAACUGAGAUGAAAUACAAAAAGGUUACAGAUCCAUCAACUACAAAAACUUAUGCUGACCAUUAGGAAUCUCAUUCUAAUUAUAAUGGCAAACUUAUGAGCUGUUCCUACAAAACCAAUGUUUCCUCCUUUCACAUUUGUGUCAACAUUUUAUUAUUUUUUUGACACCAUAUGAAGAAUGUAGGUGGAGUAAUUACUGGAUGCAAAAUGGUAUGUGCCAUUAUGAUUUUUUUGACAUAUUUGGAGGGUUAUUUUUUUUAUGUGACCACAUGGGAACUAUGGAAAGAUGUAAAAUUUAUUAAUUACGUGGUGACGAAGCAAUUGUUAUUAUUCUUAAAAAAUGUUUGGUUUGAGAUCAGUGUUUGUACAAAAGAAAUGCCAAAAUUGUGAAUCACUUCUUUGUCCAAAUCUACCGAAAGGUGUGAAUGUAGCUGUCACAUAUUGGUGUAAAACUUUGGAGCAAUUAAUGAUCUUGUGGGUACAAUAGGAUAUUCUCGAAUUAUUUUUGUUUUUUUGCUUUUUUUUUAUUCCAACAUGUAAAUGGAAAGCAGGGACAGAAACAUGGUAUUUACAGAAGGAAAAUGCAAUGCAACUCUUCAAACGCUCAA